Molecule: messenger RNA, 5452 nt
Organism: Salvelinus sp. IW2-2015
Lineage: Eukaryota; Metazoa; Chordata; Actinopteri; Salmoniformes; Salmonidae
Source: RefSeq, a predicted model, not a curated record
GUGCAAAAGACGAGACCUGCCGCUGAUGCUAAGCGUUCGGCAUAUGCACGCUUCAAAAAUCUAUUCUCUUGCAUCCCUCUCACUACAACAGCUGACCGUCUGGAGCCGGAGCCGCUUGGAAUACUCUUAACAUUUAAAUUAMAACGGACUGCAUGGACAUACUAUUAUGAAAAUGUUGGCCUAUUCAAGUAUAUUUAUUUGUUCGUGUGCUAUUUGAAGCAAGCAAACUCUCCGAGAUGUACAUAACCAUUUUGUUUUAAAUCGAAAUUGGCCUUAAGCAAAAAGCAGAAAAUUCUAAUUCCUGCCAACUCUCAAUUUGUCCAUUGCAAAAAAAAAAGAAGAGAUUGUCGACAUCAAUAGGGUUUAUGUUAGAUUAAAUAGUCUAAGGCAAAAAGUAACUUGGUUUCAAAAAUAUAUAUUUUGCUUUUCGGAGGCACAUCAGAUUCCUUUCUCACAAUGGCCGAUGCUAGCGCAGAAUGUAACAUCAAAGUGCUAUGUCGCUUCCGUCCUCUGAAUCAGUCCGAAAUUAUCCGUGGAGACAAAUUCAUCCCCUCYUUCCAAGGAGAUGACACCGUCGGCAUUGCGGGGAAGUCCUAUGUGUUUGACCGGGUGUUCCCCACCGAAACAACACAGGAACAGGUGUACAACACCUGCGCCAAACAGAUAGUCAAAGAUGUACUCGGGGGAUACAAUGGCACCAUCUUCGCCUAUGGACAGACCUCCUCUGGAAAAACGCACACCAUGGAGGGCAAGCUGCAUGACCCUCAUGGGAUGGGGAUCAUCCCCAGAAUUGCAGAGGACAUCUUCAAUCACAUAUUCGCAAUGGAUGAAAACCUUGAGUUCCACAUCAAGGUGUCCUAUUUUGAAAUAUACAUGGACAAAAUCAGAGAUCUUCUGGAUGUCACUAAAACCAAUCUAGCAGUGCACGAGGACAAGAACAGGGUUCCAUAUGUGAAGGGCUGCACUGAGCGCUUUGUCUCCAGCCCAGAGGAGGUGAUGGAUGUUAUUGAUGAAGGAAAAGCCAACCGUCAUGUUGCUGUCACCAAUAUGAAUGAGCACAGCUCCAGGAGUCACAGUAUCUUCCUGAUCAACAUCAAGCAGGAGCACGUGGAGACAGAGCAAAAACUGUGUGGGAAGCUCUACCUGGUGGACCUGGCUGGGAGUGAGAAGGUCAGUAAGACAGGAGCAGAGGGAGCUGUGCUGGAUGAAGCUAAGAACAUCAACAAGUCUCUGUCUUCUCUAGGAAACGUCAUCUCUGCUCUGGCCGAGGGAACCAAGACCCAUGUACCAUACCGUGACAGUAAGAUGACCCGUAUCCUGCAGGACUCUCUAGGGGGGAACUGCAGGACCACAAUGUUUAUCUGCUGCUCUCCGUCCAGCUACAACGACCAGGAGACCAAGUCCACACUCAUGUURGGACAACGAGCUAAGACGAUCAGGAACACAGCGUCAGUGAAUCUGGAGCUGACGGCAGAACAGUGGAAGAAGAAGUAUGAGAAGGAGAAGGAGAAGAACAGGAUGAUGAAGGAGACGGUACAGAGGCUGGAGUCUGAGCUCAACAGAUGGAAGAUUGAUGAGGAGGACCCAGAGCUGGAUCAGUUGUGUCCUGGUGCUGUGCCUCUUGAGUGUCUGAUACCCAGAGAAGACAGUCUGGGUCGGCUCCCCAGAGAAGAGAGCUCCUCCUCCGGUCUGAGUCGGCUGCCUAGAGAAGACAGUUCCUCCUCUAUAGUGAUCAGGAUCUCAGAGGAGGAAAGACAGAAGUAUGAGGAGGAGAUACGCAAGCUCUACAAGCAGCUGGAUGACAAGGAUGAUGAGAUCAACCAGCAGAGUCAGCUGGCGGAGAAGCUGAAGGAGCAGAUGCUGGACCAGGAAGAGCUCCUGGUCUCCUCCCGUGGGGACAGUGAGAAGGUGUCAUCAGAGCUGGGCAGACUACAGAUGGAGAGUGACGUUGCCAAGGCGGAGGUGAAGGAGGUUCUACAGGCCUUAGAGGAGCUGGCUGUUAACUACGACCAGAAGAGCCAGGAGGUGGAGGAUAAGAGUCUACAGAACAAACUACUGGCUGAGGAACUGGCCAAGAAAAUGGCCCACUUGAUGCGAAUUGAGGCGGAGCUGUCUCGUCUACAGGAAGUGAGCGGUCAUCAGAGGAAACGCAUCGCUGAGGUUCUCAACGGCRUAAUGAGGGACCUCUCUGAGUUCAGUGCCAUCGUAGGCAACAAAGACAUCAAACUGCCGAUGGAAAUAACGGGUGCGAUCGAGGAGGAGUUUACGGUGGCCCGUCUCUACAUCAGUAAGAUCAAGUCGGAGGUCAAGUCCAUGGUGAAACGCUGUCGUCAGCUGGAGAACCUUCAGAUGGAGUGUCAUAGGAAGAUGGAGGAGACGGGAAGAGAGUUGUCCUCCUGCCAACUCCUCAUCUCACAGCAUGAGGCGAAGAUCCACUCCCUGACAGAGUACAUGCAGAACAUAGAGCUGAAGAACAGACAGCUGGAGGAGAACUACGACUCUCUGAGUGAAGAGCUGGCCAAACUCCAUGCACAAGAGAGCAUGUCAGAGGUGACAAAGGGAGAGAACCAGACGGACAUCGAGGAGUCUGCUGAUGUGAAGAGGGCUCUGGUGCAGCAGAUGGAGUCUCACCGUGAGACGCACCACAAGCAGCUGGGACGUCUCCGAGACAACAUCAACGAGAAACAGAAGAUCAUUGACGACCUCACUGAUCGCAACCAUCGUCUUCAUCUGGAGUUGGAGCGGCUGAGGAGCGACUUUGACCGUCUUAGGAGUCAGGAGCACCACAAGACGCUGCAACUGGAGGAGCUGACAUUUCUUCAUGAGCGCCACGAGCAGUCUAAGCAGGACCUUAAAGGACUGGAGGAGACUGUGGCUCGUGAACUCCAGACCCUGCACAACCUGCGGAAGCUUUUUGUUCAAGACCUCACAACUCGAGUCAAAAGGCAUUCAGAGAUGGAGCCAGAUGAUAGCGGGGGAUGUAGCCACCAGAAGCAGAAGAUCUCCUUUCUUGAGAACAACCUGGACCAGCUUACAAAAGUUCACAAACAGUUGGUACGUGAUAAUGCAGACCUGCGUUGUGAGCUUCCUAAGCUGGAGAAGCGGCUUCGGUCUACGGCUGAGCGAGUGCGGGCGUUGGAGGGUGCACUGAAAGAGGCUAAGGAGGGGGCCAUGAAGGACCGAAGACGCUAUCAACAGGAAGUGGAGAGUAUCAAAGACGUUAUGAGGGCCAAGAACCCCCUCCGUAGGCCACAUGCUGCCCAGAUAGCCAAGCCCGUCCGUCCGGGCCAGUUCCCACUCUGCUCCCCCACCAACCCGUGGGUUCGCAUUACUGAACAGCAACACUCCAUCCAUUUUAGUAACGCCAUGUUCCAGAUCCCCAGCCAGACAGCUAGCCAUCACACCAGCCACCCUGCUGCUCCCCCAGCUACAGCAUCUAACUCCAACCCCACCCAGACCAACAAUCACCACUCCAAUGAGACCAGCCUCCAUCAGACCAAUACGCUGCCAGCUGAGCCACCCAACACCACCACAGUGGACAACGGCACAGUAAAGGACACCACAGUGCAGAAGACUACAGUGGAUAACCCAGCAGUGGACAAUGCCGCCACAGUAGAUCAUUCUCCAGUGAAGCACCCUACAGAGAAGAACACUACAGAAAAGGGCUCUUCAUUGAAGGACCCUACAGUCAACUCUACAGAACUGGUAGAUGUGGACAGUGUCAACGGUAAGGGAACACUAGAGAUAUCAAUGACAACAGGAAUGAUGUGCAGCACUGCGACAACCACAACCAGGAGAAGCCAACCAAACUGCACCACGUCAUCCAGCCAGAACAGACUGCCAGCUAGUGACCCAGCUCGAUAGGUGUCCGGUUCUGCCAAGACUUACCUCGUAAAUUCGCAUGCUGCGGAUCAACGGCCCCCUGAUCACCCCUCUUCAUCCCCCUAUCCUCCGCCCCUCUUUCCCAGUAACACCAACUCUCUUCCUCCCUCUGUAGAACUCUCUGUAGCCCUCCACCCUCUCCCUUUCUCCACCUUCUCCCCUCUUCCUCUCCUGCUUGCUAUCCGCCUGUCUACUCUCUUGAACCAUUUGUCCAAUACUUUGUAGGUGAUAUGAAUAUAACGUACUGUACUAUGUGGGUAUGGGGGUAUGUAUAGUAGACCUACUGUAUGGAUUAUGUAUACAAAGGAACCAUGGCAGCAUAGAAAACUCUGUAACUGAACUACUAGGCUUAGGUCCCAAAUGGCACCCUAUUCCCAUAGGGCUCUGGUCAAAGGUAGUGGACUAUAAAGGGAGUAGGGUGCCAUUCGACACACAACCUAGAAUUGGCAGCUUCCUCUUCCUCUAAGCCCUUACUAUUCCUCUGACCCGGUUGGAAUGAAUUGAAGCUGUACUAGCCAAUGAGGAUUGGAGCGUGAUAGGGUGCAGUGUUCUGUGUGGCACUAGGGCGCGCUCAUCCUGCUUUUCUCCGUCUAGGAGGUACAGUACAUUGCGAGGGUAAACGACGAGACAUGAUCCUUUUCGGCUCUUUUGGCCUUUUCUGUACCUAUAUCAAAAAUAGAGUAUAUAAGCUUAAUACCUCUAUUCAACACAAAGAGAAUCGGUUGGAAAAUAGACAACAACCGAAACUAACAACCGCCUUGCAAUUGGAYAUUGGAUCGAAGUAAUACGCGCGCGCAGAGCACGGCAAAGUCUUAAUUUAAAAGUGAACAUAUUCAUACAUGACCACUUUUCACUCUAUUCUAUUCAUGUGUAUAGAAGUAUAUACAACAUGGAUGUAUAUAUGCACCCCAUUAAGGUUGAUUUUGUAUCGGACAAGUAUUUUAKACCGCUGACUGAUGUCAUAGUAAUAAUGAUACUGUAGGCCUAGUUGCUAACCGAGCAGGUUAACAUAGCAGACAGCUGUUUAUUUAACUUCCACAAUACCAUAAAGACAACAGAUGACUUCCUUCUCUUCCUUAUGGCCGCUUGAGUAGUCAGGCCCAGAGCCAUACAUUUACUUAUUUUGUAAAUAUGACACUGGUCAGGCCUAGCGUGGUUGGAGACUUCUGAACAGUACUGUAGGUAGAGGGCAGAUCAAGAUUACUGUGCUAGUGGCAGUGUUUUUUGUAAAUGCCWUGAGAAACUCAGAUAGAGCUUACAGCAGCUUCACACUCAGAGUAAAUAGCUGAUGAGUGUGGAUGAGUUAGAUCACAGGUCAUACACAAACUUCCUCCAGCAGGUUCAUUGUUGUACUUGUAUGUGUGUAUAUUAUCCUGUCUAUAGAAUAACAGCAACUACAGUCAGACGCAAGCAUGUCUAUCUAUGCCGGACGCUCCAACCAAGCCCUCCGAGGCUUGCUUUCAGAGUAAUGCAUGCGUUAAUGUAUGCUUACUAAUGCAGUGACUCUAAGGUUUUCAUCAAAUAGGUUAUCUGCUAUGAUGCAAACUACUAGUGUAGGAAAAGUCUGGUC